AUGAACCUGAGGGGAGGCAACAUGUCAGAGCUGAUCUCCAACACUGACCCCUGGCCGUCGUUCGGAUUGGAGGAGAGCAACGCCACCAGUUGGGGUUGUCAGCGCGUUGGCGUUGGCGGCGGGGCCCACAACUGGUCGGGAGGGGCCCCCGGCCCCCGCUGCCCGGCUGCCGGACAGAGCAAGAACUGGGCGGCGCUGCUGAUCCUGGCGGUCAUCGCCGUCACGGUGAUGGGGAACAUCCUGGUGAUCCUGGCCGUGUCCCUGGAGAAGAAACUGCAAAACGCCACCAACUAUUUCCUGAUGUCGCUGGCGGUGGCCGACAUGCUCCUGGGCAUCCUGGUCAUGCCGGUUUCCAUGGUGACCAUCCUCUACGCUUUUAAAAUCCGCAGAUACAACAGCACGGCUCGUCUGGAAACAUCAGAGGCCUGUCUGGGUUUUCAAAGGAGAGGGGAUCAGGCCCUUGUGAUGUCUGUGGAGAGCGUGGAGCUGCAAUUUGCUUGA
This is a messenger RNA of Menidia menidia (Atlantic silverside), 501 nucleotides long. Lineage: Eukaryota; Metazoa; Chordata; Actinopteri; Atheriniformes; Atherinopsidae. The record is from the annotation of a GenBank genome assembly.